Molecule: messenger RNA, 1201 nt
Organism: Rattus norvegicus (Norway rat)
Lineage: Eukaryota; Metazoa; Chordata; Mammalia; Rodentia; Muridae
Source: RefSeq, a predicted model, not a curated record
AUGACCUGCUGUGGCUGCUCAGGAGGCUGUGGCUCCAGCUGUGGGGGCUGUGGCUCCAGCUGCUGCAAACCUGUUUGCUGCUCCAGCUGUGGGGGUUGUGGCUCCAGCUGUGGAGGCUGUGGCUCCAGCUGUGGAGGCUGUGGCUCCAGCUGUGGGGGUUGUGGCUCAAGCUGCUGCAAGCCUGUGUGCUGCUGUGUGCCUGUCUGUUCCUGCUCCAGCUGUGGGGGCUGCAAAGGAGGCUGUGGCUCCUGUGGGGGCUGCAAGGGAGGCUGUGGCUCCUGUGGGGGCUCUAAGGGAGGCUGUGGCUCCUGUGGAGGCUGCAAGGGAGGCUGUGGCUCCUGUGGGGGCUGCAAGGGAGGCUGUGGCUCCUGUGGGGGCUGCAAGGGAGGCUGUGGCUCCUGUGGGGGCUGUGGCUCCUGUGGGGGCUGCAAGGGAGGCUGUGGCUCCUGUGGGGGCUGCAAGGGAGGCUGUGGCUCCUGUGGGGGCUGUGGCUCCUGUGGGGGCUGCAAGGGAGGCUGCUGUCAGUCCAGCUGCUGCAAACCCUGCUGCUGUCAGUCCAGCUGUUGUAAGCCCUGCUGCUCUUCAGGUUGUGGGUCAUCUUGCUGUCAGUCCAGCUGUUGCAAGCCCUGCUGCUGUCAGUCCAGCUGUUGUAAGCCCUGCUGCUGUCAGUCCAGCUGUUGCAAGCCCUGCUGCUGUCAGUCCAGCUGCUGUGCCCCUGUGUGCUGCCAGUGCAAGAUCUAAGGUUUACUAAUCCCACAGACCAGCUCUCUCCAGACAGAAACAGGAGCAGCAGCCCUGAACUCUGAGGUUCACCCACCCCUGGGUCUUCAGUCUUUGGUCUUGAAGCUGCAUCUCCAGACUGAGGGAUGUGCCCUGGGGUGAAAAACUCUGGCUGGAAGCUCACUAUUCAUUCUACACUCAGUGGAUCAGACCUUCAUCCACUUCCUUCGCUCCAGUCUCCAAGACUCUGACUUCCUUGGCCCCUGGCCUCACCUGGAGGCUACAUCAAGUCUACAGGUAGGUGGCAGACUGUGGAGGUCACCACUACCUGGGGUCCCAGGGAGCUGUGAAUUCCUUUCCACCCAGCAUUGUCCUGGCCAGGCCCAUCUCCACGUGACCUCCUCUGUGUUUCUGAGCUUCCUGAUUUCUCUGUCUGGGUGAGCACACUGUGCCCUUGAUACAAACAUCCUUCAAUAAACAU